AUGCUUCUUUCAGGGAGUGUUUGUCAACAUGGAUUAGGAUUAUCAUAUGUGGAGCCACUGGUAAGCUCCAUUGAAUUCUCACUCAGUUUGGCACAAAGUUCUGAAGGGUGCGUCAAUUUGGGAGAAAACCGUCUCCAAGCUGAACGGCCUGCGACAGUUACAGCGGCUGAAUGGUUUGUGAAACCAUCUCCGUGCUUCGAUCAUCCACAAAUGGGCCAAGGAUGCCAUCACCUGCCAAUGCUUAAUCUUGUACUGCUGAGCUUGAUUUGGGGGUCUUCGAAUCUAGAAUGCCUUGCAUCACUCCAGGAGCGGGCUACAGCGGCUACAGGUUUACGGUUCUACCCUGUAUCCAACCCAGGUGCUUGUAGAGAACCCAGGUGCUCAGUAGUCUUUGUCUGUCCACUUCUACUUCGAGGCGCACAUCGGCACGGGGGUUAUGGAGACACACCCCACACUUCCCUCAGUGCCACGUCGGACCCACGGACGGCGAGGUUCAUUGAGGGGAUCCUGCGGUGCAAAGGGCCCGCUCGCGCCAUGGAUCAAGUGGCUAUCCGUUCACUGCUGGACAGGGUGGAUCAAAACUUAACCAAGCUCACGACCAAGCUCAAAGAAGCGGGGGUCAUCAAGGUGAAACCCAAGAAGCGCAAGGGAGACCCCACCGCUGAGGCUUCGAGCAGUGCACCGCCAAACCUUUACAAGCUUGAGUGA
This is a messenger RNA of Durusdinium trenchii, 708 nucleotides long. NCBI's taxonomy places the organism in Eukaryota, Dinophyceae, Suessiales, Symbiodiniaceae. The record is from the annotation of a GenBank genome assembly.